Malus domestica (apple) is the source of this 5775-nucleotide messenger RNA. The record is from RefSeq and is a predicted model, not a curated record. Lineage: Eukaryota; Viridiplantae; Streptophyta; Magnoliopsida; Rosales; Rosaceae.
GAGUCAAGGUAUUAUUGAAGAAAAAAUCAAUAAUCAACUUUGACGCAACUGAUUAGCAAUUUAACUGUCAACAUCCAACUCUCCUUGAUUUGAUUCGAGCUUGCCGGUUGCCGGCCAAAUUAUUCAAACAACCACAGAAAUUCCAACAGAAAAACAUAAACAUCAGCGACAAUUCUUCAUCGUGGAUGCGAAAUCCCGAAUCCCCAGAAGAGAAAUGUUGUUCUUCAAACCUCUGUUUCUGUUGUUCCUCCUCCUCUCGCCACUCUGCGCAUCCCGUAUCCCGAGAAGGGAAAUGUUCUUCAAACCUCUGUUUCUGUUCUUCCUCCUCCUCUCGCCACUCUGCGCAUCCAUUGACACCAUAACACUCAACCAACAGCUCAAAGACGGCGACUCUAUAGUCUCCAAAGACAGAAAAUUUGAGUUGGGAUUCUUCGGGCCCGACAACUCUAGUAGUUCCAGGUACGUCGGAAUCUGGUAUGCAAAUCAACCUGAAAAAAACAGUGUUUGGGUGGCAAACAGGGACAAGCCCAUCAACGAUAGUUCUGGAGUUCUAGCAAUUAACAGGUACGGAAUUCUGGUUCUUUCUGCUGCUGGGAACAUUUCCAUUUGGUCCACGGAUGCGUCUGUCCAUGUCCAAACCAGAAGCACUUUUGUAGCUCAGCUUUUAGAUUCCGGAAAUUUAGUGGUUUUCCAAGAAAAUAAAAGUGAGAGCUUUAUUUGGCAGAGUUUUGAUUACCCAACUGACACUUUACUUCCAGGAAUGAAAGUUGGGUUCAAUUGGAAAACUGGGUUGGAAUGGAAAUUGACAUCUUGGAAUUCCGAAAAGGACCCUGGAACCGGGGACUACAGUUUUAGGGUAGUUCCCAAUUCAACUGCCACCCCUCUAAUUGUUGUGUUUAAGGGUUCGAGCAAGUAUUGGAGAUCUGAUCCCGGGCCGUGGCCGACUUUUGUGAGCAAUGAUGAGGAAAUGUCCUAUUAUUUUGUUCCGAAUGAUAGCGACUCUGUAGCACGAUCGGUGUUGAGGGAUUAUGGAUUGUAUCAACAACUGAAAUGGAAUGAUGCUGAUGAUCAUUGGGAGGAAUAUUGGGCUGCACCAAAAUAUCGGUGUGACAAGUACGGACAGUGUGGUGCUAACAGCAGAUGUAGCCCUGACAAUUUUAAUGCGUUUCAGUGUGAGUGCUUACCUGGGUUUGAACCGAAAUCUGUGAAUGAUUGGAAUCGGAGAAAUGGGUCAGAUGGGUGCGUGAGUAAGCGAAUUGGGGGGUUGAAAUGUGAAAAUGGGGACGGGUUCGUGACGGUUCAAAGAGUGAAAGAUCCAGAUGCAUCGAUAGAAGCACGGUUGGUCAGAAGCAUGAGUGCUAAAGAGUGUGAGCAGGCGUGCUUAAACAAUUGUUCGUGCACUGCGUAUAUGAGCAUAGAGUGGGAAGGGCGGCUGGAUUGCAUGACAUGGCAAGAUGAUUUGAUGGACAUUGUAGGGCGCACAGAGUUGGGACGAGAUUUAUAUGUUCGCGUGGACAAAAUUGAAUUAGCUAAGCAUACCAGUAAAUCAAAAGGUUUUUUGAGACGGAGGGGUGCUCUGGCUAUUCCAAUAGUUUCGGUACUGCUGGCAUUGGUACUAAUCAUUGUGUUUGCCUGCUGGCAGCAAAAGAGAAAGAGUAAAACAAGAGCACGCACAGACUAUGCGGAGGUAGAUGAACUUGAGGAAGCUAAGAGACACCCUGAGUCGCAAUAUUUCAGUCUGAGCACCAUAAUAGCAGCCACAGAUAACUUCUCACCCAUUAACAAACUCGGCCAAGGGGGUUUUGGCAUUGUUUAUAAGGGCCACUUGCCAAAUGGUCAGAUUAUUGCUGUAAAAAGAUUGUCAAGAACUUCAGGACAAGGGGUCGAAGAAUUCAAAAAUGAAGUUGUGUUGAUAGCAAGACUUCAACACAGGAAUCUGGUGAAACUUUUGGGCUGUUGUGGCUGUUGUAUAAAUGGAGAAGAAAGGAUAUUAGUCCUGGAACACUUGCCAAACAAAAGUUUGGAUUACUUUCUUUUUGAUCACAGAAGAAGGUCCUUGUUGGAUUGGGAUAAGCGUUUUGAAAUAAUCAAUGGGGUUGUUCGUGGGAUUCUGUAUCUUCAUCAGGACUCAAGAGUUAGGAUUAUCCAUAGGGAUCUAAAAACCAGCAAUAUUCUUCUAGAUGCUGAGAUGAACCCGAAAAUUUCAGAUUUCGGCAUGGCAAGAAUAUUCCAGGGGGACCAACUGCGGGAUAAGACCAACAGAAUUGUUGGAACAUAUGGCUAUAUGUCACCAGAGUAUGCAGUGUUUGGGAGAUUUUCAACAAAGUCGGAUGUCUUUAGUUUCGGGAUCAUAUUGUUGGAGAUUGUAAGCGGCAAGAAAAACAACGGUUUAUAUCAGGAGGAUCAUUCCUUGAAUUUGAUAGGACAUGUUUGGCAGCUGUGGAGAGAAGACAGAGCUUUAGAAGUUGUGGAUUCGUCAUUAGAGUCAUAUCAGUCCGAGGAAGUCAUGAGAUGCAUUCAGGUUGGGCUUUUGUGUGUGCAAGAAGAUUCAGCGGACCGCCCAACCAUGGCAGCCAUUGUUUUCAUGUUGAGUGGCGAAACAUCUCCUCCAGCUCCUAAGCAGCCUGCAUUUGUCUUCAGAAAAAAAUCUCGUAGUAAUGCCGAUCCAUCAGUUUCGAACGAAUCAUGUUCUAUAAACAACUUGACAAUAACUAAAUUUCAAGCUCGAUAUGAUUAUGUUGGAGAACACAACCAGAGAUCCCAAGCCUUAAUUCUCAUUCAAAUCCUAAUUACUAGUGUUAGAGACAAACCUAAUAUAAAACCUAUUGAAGCACAAAACUCCAGCCGAUUAUUCUUCGACGAAGCUGAUAUGACUGUCAACAUCCAAAGUCUCUUUGACUCGAGCCAUGCUUGCCAGUUGCCGGGUAAACUAGUCCACUCAAAUAAGCAGCAGAAAUUCAUCGUAGAUGCGAAAUCCCAAAUCCCCAGAAGAAAAAUGUUAUUCUUCAAGCCUCUGUUUCUGUUCUUCCUCCUCCUUAUGCCAUUCUGCACAUCCAUUGACACCAUAGCACUCAACCAACAGCUCAAAGACGGCGACACUCUAGUCUCCAAAGACAGAAAAUUUGAGCUUGGAUUCUUCAGCCCCGACAACUCCAGUAGUUCCACGUACGUCGGUAUCUGGUAUGUAGAUCAACCUCAAAAAACAGUUGUUUGGGUGGCAAACAGAGACACCCCCGUCAACGAUAGUUCCGGAGUUCUAGCAAUUAACAGGUACGGAAAUCUGGUUCUCUCUGCUGCUGGGAAUAUUUUGAUUUGGUCAACGAAUGUGUCUGUCCAUGUCCAAACCAGAAGCACUUUUGUAGCUCAGCUUUUAGAUUCUGGAAAUUUAGUGCUUUUCCAGGAAAAUAAAAGUGAGGGCUUUAUUUGGCAGAGUUUUGAUUACCCAACUGACACUUUACUUCCAGGAAUGAAAAUUGGGUUCAAUUGGAAAAGUGGGUUGGAAUUGAAAUUGACAUCUUGGAUUUCCGAAAACAACCCUGGAACCGGGGACUACAGUUUCAGGAUAGUUUCCAAUUCAACCGCCACCCCUCUAAUUGUUGUGUUUAAGGGUUUGAGCAAGUAUUGGAGAGCUGAUCCCGGGGUGUGGCCGAAUUUUGUAAGCAAUGAUGAGGAAAUGUACGAUUAUUUUACGCCGAGGGAAAACGGUUCUGUAGCACGAGCGGUGUUGAGGGAUUAUGGAUUGUUUCAGCAGCUGAAAUGGAGUGAUGCUGAUGAUCAGUGGGAGGAAACUUUCGCUGCACCAAAAUAUCGGUGUGACAAGUACGGACAGUGUGGUGCUAACAGCAUAUGUAGCCCUGACAAUGUUAAUCUGUUUGAGUGUGAGUGUUUACCUGGGUAUGAACCGAAAUCUGUAAAUAAUUGGAAUCAGAGAAAUGGGUCGGAUGGGUGCGUGAGUAAGCGAAUUGGGGGCUUGAAAUGUGGGAAUGGGGACGGGUUCGUGACGUUUCAAAGAGUGAAAGAUCCAGAUGCAUCGAUAGAAGCACAGUUGGUUAAAAGCAUGAGUGAUAAAGAAUGUGAGCAAGCGUGCUUAAGCAAUUGUUCAUGCUCUGCGUAUAUGAGCAUAGGGUCGGAAGGGCGGAUUGAUUGCAUGACAUGGUACGAUGAUUUGAUGGACAUUUUAGUGCGCACAGAGUUGGGAGGAGACUUAUAUGUUCGCGUGGACAAAAUCGAAUUAGGUAAGCAUACCAGCAAAUCAAAAGUUUUUUUGAGACGGAGGGGCGCUCUGGUUAUUCCAAUAGUUUCGGUACUGGUGGCAUUGGUACUAAUCAUUGUGUUUGCCUGCUGGCGGCAUAAGAAAAAGAGCAAAACAAAAGACUACGUGGAGGUAGAUGAACUUGAGGAAACUAGGAGACACCCUGAGUUGCAAUAUUUCGACCUGAGCACCAUACUAGUGGCCACAGACAACUUCUCGCUCGUUAAUAAACUUGGCCAAGGGGGUUUUGGCACUGUUUAUAAGGGCCAGGUACCAAAUGGUCAGAUUAUUGCUGUGAAAAGAUUGUCAAGAACUUCAGGACAAGGGGUUAAAGAAUUCAAAAAUGAAGUUGCGCUGAUAGCGAGACUUCAACACAGGAAUCUGGUGAAACUUUUAGGCUGUUGUGUAAAGGGAGAAGAAAGGAUAUUAGUCCUGGAACACUUGCCAAACAAAAGUUUGGACUACUUUCUUUUCGAUCACAGAAGAAGGUCCUUGUUGGAGUGGGAUAAGCGUUUUGAAAUCAUCAACGGGGUUGCUCGUGGGAUUCUGUAUCUUCACCAGGACUCAAGAGUUAGGAUUAUCCAUAGGGAUCUAAAAACCAGCAAUAUUCUUCUAGAUGCUGAGAUGAACCCGAAAAUUUCAGAUUUCGGAAUGGCAAGAAUAUUCCAGGGGGACCAACUGCAGGACAAGACCAACAGAAUUGUUGGAACAUAUGGCUAUAUGUCACCAGAGUAUGCAGUGUUUGGGAGAUUUUCAACAAAGUCGGAUGUCUUUAGUUUUGGGAAUUUAUUGGAGAUUGUAAGCAGCAAGAAAAACAACGGUUUAUAUCAGGAGGAUCAUUCCAUGAACUUGAUAGGACAUGUUUGGCAGCUGUGGAGAGAAGACAGAGCCUUAGAAAUUGUGGAUUCGUCAUUAGAGUCAUAUCAGUCCGAGGAAGUCGUGAGAUGCAUUCAGGUUGGCCUUUUGUGUGUGCAAGAAGAUCCAGAGGACCGCCCAACCAUGGCAGCUGUUGUUUUCAUGUUGAGUGGCGAAGCAUCUCCUCCAGGUCCUAAGCAGCCUGCGUUUGUAUUCAGAAGCAAACCCUGCAGUAAUGCUGAUCCAUCAGUUUCGAAGGAAUCAUGUUCUAUAAACGACUUGACAAUAACUAAAUUUCAAGCUCGAUAAUGAUUCAGGCUUUUUUGCUUGCACAGUUAUCAAACUUCUAUUCUUUUUAUUUCUCUUAUAAUUGAGUCUGUUUCUGUACUCUUGCGUGACUAAAAGCCCUAGAUGAUCUGCACAGUAUAUCUUGUUUGUCUGUGAAGUGUAAUCAUAUAAUGUACACUGCGAAGUGAAGUCAUACCCUUUGAUUCUUUGAAGAAAAACUUAAAGCUUAUAAAGUGCCUAGCAGUAGCCCAAGUGGUGAGGGUAAGUGGAAAUAUGGGUUAGGAUUAGGCUAAGUUAAAGGAUUUCAUUCCGUCCAUUGUAACAAAAAAAUAAAUAAAUUAAAUCGUGCACGGACGUAUGCACUGUUUUUUCUGUGUCUC